Messenger RNA from Rangifer tarandus platyrhynchus (Svalbard reindeer), 324 nucleotides. NCBI's taxonomy places the organism in Eukaryota, Metazoa, Chordata, Mammalia, Artiodactyla, Cervidae. The record is from the annotation of a GenBank genome assembly.
AUGGCUAAAGGUUUGUCCCUCUGCAGCGACCCCGCCGUCAGUGGGGCAGAGUGCGCGGCUCCUUGCGCCCGCGGCACUCUGUACCCUGCGGCUGUGCCCAUCUCCCGGCCGGCCGCAGCCUCAGGGUCGGCGCAAAAUGUGCAGGAGCGCCUCCUGCCCAGGCUGGAUCCGCUGUCAGCAGCGAGGCGUCAGACACGCACUGCAGUGACCAAGCGAGCAGCCAGCAAUUUUGCCCUGGUCGAGUGGCAGUGCUUUUUAAACGCAAGGUCAUCCUUCCUGAAUCCUGAUCACCGAGAUGCCUCUUUCGUGAAAAUACUUCCUUAA